Orbilia oligospora ATCC 24927 is the source of this 1215-nucleotide messenger RNA. RefSeq lists its product as uncharacterized. NCBI's taxonomy places the organism in Eukaryota, Fungi, Ascomycota, Orbiliomycetes, Orbiliales, Orbiliaceae. The transcript is spliced from 4 exons. The record is from RefSeq and is a predicted model, not a curated record. The coding region runs from base 1 to 1215 and encodes 404 amino acids.
AUGCCACAAGCUGUGCCACAUACACGGACUGAAAUUCCUUGGGAAAGCUUGAGAGGAACAAUAGAAGAACUUUAUCUCCGUCAAAACAGAACCAAUAAAGAAAUCAUUCAGUAUGUUGCUAAAGCUAGAGAUGGCUUGACUAUCACCAAGAGCCAACUCGAAUACCAACUGAAAAAGUGGAAAAUUCGCAAAAAUUUGAAAAAAGAAGAUUAUAUACUGGCACAAAUCGAGAUAGAUAAGAGCAAGUCGAUUGGUUCUGUAGGUCACGCUACGCAUGAGGUUUACCUGAACGGGGUCCGCCAAUCAUCGCGGAAGCUUAGAAAGGGUUUCUGGAGGCAUAGAGCUUUUGAAGGGGCCCAGCGGAAAAAUGGCUUGGAGAUCAUCGAUCCGAUGUUGUCCCAGAACGCUAGCGGAUCUCAGCAAGAUAAUGCGCACUUGCAGUCUUCCGGCUCGGGGCUUAGGGCUCAGACAUCAUAUGAAGUCACUGAUGAGCCUAUUGCAAACUACGAUAUCGAUAUGCAUGAUUUGGCCCCGGACCUAUAUCCGCAUGCACGAAUCGAGAACUCCCAUGUUACAAGGAAUGUUCUGGAGCCAUCCAGAUCUGCUUCGGGUGUCCGUCUCUCUAUCACUCGUGCCGGAGAAACCAACUUUAUUUACGAUUUCAUCCAACGAACACUCUCUGUUAUGCAUAACGAAUUCUGGGACGAUUUGGAAUGGGAGCCGACAGUUCUCAAGCUGCUCAAAGCUCACAAGCUCGACAGUCUUCUCACUUGCAUAGUAAGCAUAGACACAAAAGAGUCGGUAAAAUUGGGAAACUAUCUCGUCGGUGCCGUAUGUCACAAGUAUCAAGAGAACUAUGGUUUCGACGACUUAUAUGUUCUAUUACUGUGUGGCUGCAAGCCAAGCGCUGAGACACUUAACACCACCUAUCGCUGUGAAGAUAUCCGGAAGACUCAAUAUCUAUGUCAGUUCUGGGGUGGGAUGGAUUUGGAAAUGCACAGCCAGUGCGACCUUGGACUCCGGCAUAAUUCGACGGCAAUUUUGGAAGUAUUGGCACUCUCGGCCGGUAUUAACCGACAUACCCGUCUUCCACACGUGUGUAAAUUAUACGAACAGAGCGGGCUCUCUGUUGGCCCCUCCUGGAAAUUUCUAACAUUCAAUGAUCAAGAUACGCAUGGCCAUAUGACUGGGAACGAGACUGUCUGGAUCACAUGA